Messenger RNA from Oryza brachyantha (malo sina), 699 nucleotides. Its product is annotated as auxin-responsive protein SAUR71-like. The record is from RefSeq and is a predicted model, not a curated record. Lineage: Eukaryota; Viridiplantae; Streptophyta; Magnoliopsida; Poales; Poaceae. Gene Ontology annotation, biological process: response to auxin. The transcript has a single exon. The coding region runs from base 3 to 413 and encodes 136 amino acids.
GAAUGACUGAAUACGCAUCGCACGAUCGAUCUGGGCCGUCCGAUUUGAUGAGGCAGAUGAUCCGACGGCUCUCCCGCGUCGGCGACUGCUCGUCGCCCUCCUCGUCGCUGCCCUUCUCCCCGGCGCCACGUCGCGGCGGCGGCGGGGGGAAGAGGUCGUCGUCGUCGCACGAGGGGGUCCCCGAGGGGCACGUGCCGGUGUACGUCGUCGGCGGGGGGGAGGGGGAGGCGGCGGAGCGGUUCGUCGUGCGCGCCGAGCUGCUCGGCCGGCCGGCGCUGGCCGAGCUCCUCCGCCGCGCUGCCCAGGAGUACGGGUACGACCACCAUGGCCCGCUCCGCAUCCCGUGCCACCCCGACGUCUUCCGCGCCGCGCUCGCGGCCGCCGGCGACGAGGACGACGUCGACAGCGAGUAGUAGCCGCCGUUUCGCUGAGCUCGCGAGCCCCUGCAGUGUGUACUGUAAAUAUAUAGCGCCGAGAAUUCUGUUGUCCUGGGCUUUUAAUUAAUGUUUUGUUUUCUCUCAUUUUUUUCUUCCUUUGUGUUGAAUUUUGAUGAGGGAGAGAGUGUGUGUGAGCAGAGUGAUGACAAUGUAAAUUUUAUGUCAGUGAGAUGUUUAAUUAGCUUGAGCGCGGCUUAUUAUAUAUGAUUACUGUACCAUUUAAGUAGUAAUUUUCAUGAACAGUUGUUUGACUGUAUUUUUU